CUUCUGUUGAUUCAACUGCACAAACUGGACAGCCAAGUGCUGGUGAUUGGCAAGAAGAAGUGUAUCAGAAGAUCAAAAUCAUGAAAGAAAAUUACUUGCCAGAGUUGACUGAAAUGUACCAGAAAAUUGCCUCUAAACUUCAGCAGCAUGAUUUACCCAACCAACCAAAGUCAGAUCAACUUGAAAAGCUGAAGGUAUUUAAAUUGAUGUUGGAGCGUAUUAUAGCAUUCCUCCAGGUGUCCAAGGGAAGCAUUUUACCUAAUUACAAGGAUAAAAUGAGUUCAUAUGAGAAGCAGAUUAUAAACUUCAUAAAUACAAAUAGACCUAGGAAAGCCCCAGGACAACUUCCCCCAACUCAUAUACACUCAAUGUCACAGUCACAAUCCCAAGUCACUCAGGCCCAGUCUCAUGAAAAUCAAAUGAACUCUCAGUUGCAAACAACAAAUAUACAAGGUUCUGUACCGAUGACACAGCAGAAUAAUAUGACAAGUAUGCAGAUGUCUGGUGUAUCACCAGCACAACAAAAUAUGAUCAAUUCAAUGCAACCCGGUACCAAUUUAGAUUCAGGACAAGGCAAUGCUAUUAACUCUCUGCAGCAGGUUCCAGUGAGUUCCCUUCAACAGAACCCUGUUAGUGCUCCUCAGCAAAGUAACGUUAACUCAUUGUCUUCACAAGGUGGGGUAAAUAUGAUCCAAUCAAAUCUUAAUUCCCUCCAGCCAGGUUCAAAUAUGCUUCAACAGCAGCAACUAAAACAGCACGAACAGCAGAUAUUGCAGAGUCAACAGCUCAAACAGCAAUAUCAACAGCGGCAAUUGAUACAGAGGCAGCAGAUGCUACAACAGCAGCAGCAGCAGCAGCAGCAGCAGCAACAACAGCAACAGCAACAGCAGCAGCAGCAGUUACACCAGUCAGCAAAGCAACAGUUGCCGGCACAAUUGCAGACACAUCAAAUGCAACAACUUCACCAAAUGAAUGAAGUAACCGAUAUAAAGGUGAGGCAAGCAAUCGGUGUUAAGCCGGGGGUCUUUCAGCAAAAUCUUAACUCCAACCAACGCUCAGCUUUUCCUCAUCAACAGCUGAAACAAGGGAAUUCUUUUCCAGCUUCUUCACCCCAACUCCUUCAGGCUGCGUCUCCUCAGAUUCCACAGCAUUCAUCUCCUCAGGUUGACCAACAAAAUCAUCCUCCGUCUCUCACAAAAGCUGGUACCCCUCUGCAAUCUGCCAACUCACCUUUUGUAGGCCCUACUCCUUCACCUCCUUUGGCUCCAUCUCCUAUGCCAGGAGAUUCUGAGAAGCCCAUUUCUGGUCUCUCUACAAUGUCAAAUGCUGUUAAUGUUGGACACCAACAAACAAGUAGCACAGUAGCACCUGCUCAAUCCCUUGCCAUUGGAACUCCUGGGAUAUCAGCCUCCCCAUUACUAGCGGAGUUUAGUGGCCUAGAUGGUCCUCAUGGUAAUGCCUUGGCACCCACUUCUGGAAAGUCAUCUGUAACUGAUCAGCCUCUUGAGCGCCUAAUUAGAGUGAUGAAAUCCAUGUCAUCCAAAGCAUUAACUGCCGCAGUCAGUGAUAUUGGUUCAGUUGUCAGCAUGAAUGAUAGAAUAGCAGGAUCAGCUCCAGGUAAUGGAUCCAGAGCUGCUGUCGGGGAAGACUUGGUUGCCAUGACUAACUGUCGUCUUCAGGCCAGAAAUUUCAUCACCCAAGAUGGUGCCAAUGGAACCAGGAGGAUGAAGCGCUACACUAAUGCUACCCCUUUGAAUGUUGCAUCAUCUGCUGGUAGCAUGAACGAUAGCAUUAAGCAAUUAACUUUGGAGGCAUCUGAUUUGGAGUCAACUGCAACGUCUAGCAUCAAGAAGCCAAGGAUUGAGGCUAAUCAUGCUCUUUUGGAAGAAAUCAGGGAGAUUAAUCAGCGACUUAUUGACACAGUAGUAGAUAUAAGUGAAGAAGAAGUUGAUCCAACUUCAGCUGCUGCAGCUGCUGAUGGGGCAGAAGGGACCGUUGUCAAAUGUUCCUUUGUUGCUGUGGCUCUCAGUCCGAGCCUAAAAUCCCAAUAUGCUUCUGCACAGAUGUCACCGAUUCAACCCCUGCGCUUGCUUGUUCCUACAAAUUAUCCUAAUUGUUCUCCUUUACUUCUUGACAAGUUUCCAGUUGAAUCCAGUAAGGAGAACGAAGAUCUUUCACUGAAGGCAAAGGCGAGGUUUAGCAUAUCCCUGAGAAGUUUAUCACAACCAAUGUCUCUUGGGGAGAUUGCAAGGACCUGGGAUAUCUGCGCUCGCACAGUUAUUUCUGAGCAUGCUCAACAGAGUGGUGGAGGAAGCUUCAGUUCUAAGUAUGGCACUUGGGAGGAUUGCUUGACCAGUGCAUGAUCGUGGCAUUGACACGGUACCCCCCUUUUAUCCCUCGUUUUGCCUUGGGCUCUGUAAUGAUUGGAACUCGUCAUUGUGUCAAUUAUACAAGACAUUUUAUACAAGACAGACGCCUAAGAUAAUACCUGCUGUAGUAAAUAUGUGAAUUAAUCAGAUUGCCACGGUCAUGUACCCUAUGAAUGUUGCGUAAUGUAGCUGUUGGUUGCUAUUAUUAUUGACAAAGAAUAGGGCAGUUUGUGUAGUGGUGGACUUCGGAGACAAUAUAUUUGCAAAUAGGAUUUUCUCCUAUGUUUUCUUUCGAUGUCAUGUAACAUGUUUCUCCGUGCAAAUUUAUACGCGUUAUGCAGAAAUUUGUAUUAAGAGUGCUAUGGGAGAAUUACAGGGAAGUUAUAAGAAGUGGAUUGUCAAAUUAGCAUAUUUCUCUUAAUGUUACCUGCUCGGUGACCAAUAUAUUUUCUUCUUUUUGUUU
This is a messenger RNA of Arachis ipaensis, 2832 nucleotides long. The record is from RefSeq and is a predicted model, not a curated record. NCBI's taxonomy places the organism in Eukaryota, Viridiplantae, Streptophyta, Magnoliopsida, Fabales, Fabaceae.